Molecule: messenger RNA, 1681 nt
Organism: Sabethes cyaneus
Lineage: Eukaryota; Metazoa; Arthropoda; Insecta; Diptera; Culicidae
Product: alpha-tocopherol transfer protein-like
Exons: 6
Coding region: 418-1341 (307 amino acids)
Cellular component (GO): membrane
Molecular function (GO): phosphatidylinositol bisphosphate binding
Source: RefSeq, a predicted model, not a curated record
UCAUUUCACGUUAGUUCUCCAUCGCGAACGGGUGAGCACGCGGUUUUUGCUAACAGACAGACUAGCUUGUGAACCAGUGAACCAGUCGGUGAAGUGGCAGAAGAACAAUCGUGUGGUCGGUCGCGACGGCGUACGGUUUGCCCCUGAGAAGACAAACACCCACGUCAAAUCCGUCUGUCUUCGAGGAGCAUCGAGUCAACAUACAAAUAGAACGAACGACCUCUUUCUGGUAGUAACUGAAGCGGGCGACAAGAGGCGAGUGUGUGAAUACCAACAACAAAAUUAUACCAUUUUACGGCCAACUCCGAUCGAUUUAGCGCAUCUGCUGAGUGUCAGAAAGUGUGUUUGUUUACUUCGAAAAAAGGGGGGCUUCAGUAGUGUUGUGUUAGUGUACUAAAGUUACAAGAAAAAAAUACGAUGGGUAGCAUAAAGUUUGACGAAAACAAUGCUCCCUACAUCCACCUUACCGAGGACUACUGCAUCCGACUGGAAAGCGAUGAAUUCACCGAUGCCAAGUCCAAGGAAAAAGCCGCACGUGAGCUACGUGAGACGCCUGAAGUGGUAGCCGAAGCGUUUAAGGUUCUGAGGGCUCGAUUGCAAGAGGAAAAAUCACUUUACGUGCCCAUCGAAGACGAUGCAUUCCUUGUCAAGUUCCUGCGACCGUGCAAAUACUAUCCGGAAAGCGCCUUUGCCCUGAUUCAGCGCUACUACCGGUUUAAACUGAAACAUCCAGAAAUUUGCAAGGAUCUGCUUCCGGCGACGGUGAAGCACGUCUACGAGGAAGGGUUGGUGUUUUUUCAACCUCUGCGCGAUCAGAACGGCAGUCGGAUACUGGUGCUGGAGGUGGGCAAAAAAUGGAAACCAUCGAAGGUGCCACUGAACGAUCUGUUCCGUGCGAUGCAGGUCGCCCUGGAAGCGGGCAUGACCGAACCGCGCACCCAGCUGAACGGUGCCAUCGUCAUCCUGGACAUGGACGGUCUGUCGUUGUCGCAGAUCAUCCAGUUUUCACCGCGUUUCGCGGCCAUGGCCGUCGAGUGGGUCCAGGAGUGCACGGCAAUGCGCCUGAAGGCGAUCCACGUCGUCAACAAUUCGUACCUGUUCAAUAUGCUGUUUACCAUCUUCAAGCCGUUUUUGUCCGAUAAGUUGAAGAAACGGAUAACCUUCCACAACCGGGAUUGGGCUUCGCUGUCGGCUCAGAUCGAUCCGGGCUGCCUGCGACCACGCUAUGGCGGAACAUUGGAAACCCCUGAAUUCGAAGGACGGCUCAUCGGUGAAUUGCUUACACUCUAUCAGAAGGAUUACGAAAUCGCCAAUUCUUACGGCUAUACCAAAAAAGUUUAACAAUUAAAGCAUCAAUCUGUUUACCAGGUUAUAUCAACAACGUUAAAUUAUGUCAUAAUUUAUGGUUAUUUGUGAUAAAUCAGUGUCAGGCUUAAGGAUAUUAUUAAUUGCGAAUAAUUUUAAACAGGGUCGUCCGCUGGUUUUAAACUGUAACAAAGUAAGUAUUUAAUUAACAAAACAAAACGGAAACAUCUUACAUCAAUUAUAAUUAAUAAGAAUUAUAAGAAUGUAAAAUAUUUAUUGCGAUCAACAAUAUCAAUUAAUUGGAAAUAUUCAAUGAAUGACAAUAAUAAAGUCUCUCGUUGAUUAGCACACAAGCGAAAAACUGUCACAGCACAGA